AUGACCGAGCGCAUCGUUGGCCGGCCAUGGACUGCUCAAGAGGACCGUCUUCUUGCCAACGCCGUCGCAAUCCAUGGAGAGUCAGACAACUGGAAGGCCGUCGCCCACUGUGUCCCGGAAAGGUCCAAUAAAGCCUGCAGGAAGGCAAGUCGAUGGCUCCAUUCCCUAUCACCGAAUGUGAAGAAAACUGCUUGGACGCCAGAGGAAGACCAUCUACUUUUGGAACUCUACGAAGUCUAUUCAACCAAGUGGUCUGUGAUCGCGAGGCAUAUACCCGGUCGUACUGACGACGCUUGUUCAAAACGCUAUCGUGAGGCACUCGACCCUUCCCUUAGACGUGACGAAUGGUCCAAGGAGGAGGACGACAGGCUCUUUGACGCGUACUCACGUUUGCCUGGGCGAUGGGGCCAAGUCGGCCAGGAGUUACAGCGCAGCGGAUUAGCCUGCCGUAACAGAUGGAGGCUUCUCGAGCGAAAAAGAAACAACCUAACCGAGCCUCAGGGUGUCGCAGUUUCAAAAUUGUCAUCGACCAUGUCUUCAGAACCAACAAGUCCUAUGUUAACGUAUCCCGAUCCCACACCUUGGCCGCCUCCACUCAUGCUCAAUCCCAGGCAAUAUUGGGGUCAAAAUCUAUCUCAGCUUGGCGGAGGUGCAUCCCCAGCAUCUGGACAACAACAUAGCCACGUAAGGUCUCACAAUGACGUGGGAUUAUUGGGCAGUGUAGAACCCUCAGUUUCCCAUUCACAAUCGAUACAGCACGUUGUCAAUCUUCCGCCUCCGUUUCAUUAUUCGUCUUCAUCAUUAAGUUCGGCCUUGUCUUCUCCGCACACACUUGCAACGAGGUAUGAAAAAAGCAUCGCGGCCCCUAGCGGCCCUUACCAAACUGGGGAAGUUCACGCCGCACCGCACCCUAUUACCUCCGCUCCGCCGGCCGAUAAUGCGUCCGCGGUUUUCGACUAUGGGGUAGUCCUCGAUCCAUCUAUUGUUAACGCCACACGAACCACGGACUAUACUGUUGGACAUCGCCCCGUGUAUGAGGACCACGUUGCACAAUAUAACGAGAUCCAACGAAGCGUCGCUCCCACACCUGUACCAUCUCAUAUACCCGUUCCCCCUCAACGUGCGUCGGAAUAUUAUUCGCCUGCUCCUCAUCAUAACGAGUGUCACCAUCAAUUGAUCCGUGAUGGAGAGACUUCUCCAUCACAAUUAUCUCGAGAUUCGCGUUAUCCAACUACUUCUCAGGGUCCUUCCGCUGCAUUAGUCCCUACGGCACUAGGCCUACCCCACGAGGCAAAUGACAGCUACUACGUGGCUCAUCGUCAACAGCUUGAGCAUGUUCAGCACGUUGUGAUGUCAUCGCCCGAUUCAUCAUCCGUCUGCAGCGUUUCCCACGACCCCUCCAUAAAGCCAUAUGCGUGCGGUCACGAGAGCUGCUGGCCGGUGGCCGCGACGAGUUCCAUUGCUUGUUACACUACUUCGCGAGGUCUUUCAGACCACAAUAAGAGUUCUCAUCCAGAAGACUCUGGCGGAGAGAGACCCUACAGAUGUGGCUUAGACGGUUGCGGAAAAUCUUGGAAGGCACGUUAUUUCGGUCCCGAAAGCAUUAACGGGUUACAGUAUCAUUUGCAAAUAUCGAAGGCCCAUUUCCAACACGCUAUUGUGUCUACUUUCGUCACCUCUUACAUCGAUGGCCUCGCUGUGCCUUAUGUGGAGGCAUCUCCUGGUGAAAGUGAUGGUAAGACUAAGAAGCAAUAUUCUUGUCCGCAUCAAGGCUGCCCGAAUCGGUAUAAGCAGCUCAGUGGACUCCGUUAUCAUCUAACCCAUGGUCAUCCUACGGAUCUUCCGGUUCAGUUAGAUUUGGUACCUCCUGCCCUGAGUCGCAAAUUGGCUGAGAAGAUGCGGAAGGAUGGUACCAGCUCACAAUCCUUUGAGACGCACACGCACACUCCUGUUCCUGUUCCCGCCCCCUCGCAGAGCUGCUCUCCCGGGCAUGUAUCUGCAUAA
This is a messenger RNA of Suillus fuscotomentosus, 2004 nucleotides long. RefSeq lists its product as uncharacterized. NCBI's taxonomy places the organism in Eukaryota, Fungi, Basidiomycota, Agaricomycetes, Boletales, Suillaceae. The transcript is spliced from 7 exons. The coding region runs from base 1 to 2004 and encodes 667 amino acids. The record is from RefSeq and is a predicted model, not a curated record.